Molecule: messenger RNA, 621 nt
Organism: Caenorhabditis bovis
Lineage: Eukaryota; Metazoa; Nematoda; Chromadorea; Rhabditida; Rhabditidae
Source: the annotation of a GenBank genome assembly
AUGUUUGAUUUGAUUUCCUUUUCGUGGCAGCUCUCAAGAGCUCUUGUUCAUUUGAAACAAUGCAACUAUACACAUCGCGAUAUUGCUCUUCGCAAUUUACUUGUUUGCAAUGCCCAUAUUAUUAAAUUAACAGAUUUUGAAAUGGCUCGAAAAGGAGAAACGAAAGUAGGAAAAAAAAUUCCAGUAAUGUCUUACGCUCCCGAAACAUUUGCUGGGUUUUAUGGCUUCCAUUCUGAAGUCUGGUCUUUUGGAAUCACAGUAUGGGAGAUUUUGUCGUUUGGGCAACAUCCGUCUAUAACGACUCCAAAAGUAUCAAUUCCAUUAAUUGGAGUAAUUGUUCUGGUAAUCGCUAGUGCACUUGUGGCAGUUUUUUAUUUGAGAAAUCCCACAAUUACGGAUGGAUUUUUCCCUGGUGAUAUUGGUGAAGAGCCGUCCAACAUUUUGACACAAUCAGGAGGAGAUCAUUCUCUAUUCCUAACAACAUUAUCGACGGUACAUGUCCCAACUACCACAACAUCUAAUUCCGUUACAGAAGCUCCUACAACUCAUGCCUUCGCUGUUUAUCCAAUCGCCGACAAUGCAACUCCGGUACAUCCAAUUGAACCCGUUAAACAUAUCUAA